This is a messenger RNA of Exophiala oligosperma, 1477 nucleotides long. RefSeq lists its product as uncharacterized. Lineage: Eukaryota; Fungi; Ascomycota; Eurotiomycetes; Chaetothyriales; Herpotrichiellaceae. Gene Ontology annotation, cellular component: fungal-type vacuole membrane. Gene Ontology annotation, biological process: macroautophagy. The transcript is spliced from 5 exons. The coding region runs from base 89 to 1477 and encodes 462 amino acids. The record is from RefSeq and is a predicted model, not a curated record.
AUCCUCAUUCGAGCCCGCUCGUCUGUGUUAUUCUUCUUACUCAGAUGACCAUGUCUCUGGGCCUCUUCGAGCUCUGCGAGCGGUCAAAAUGUUGUCGCUUCUGCUCGUCUUUGUCGUCGCGGCGUUGAUUGUUGGCUCCUUCGGCGCUGAUCAGGACAUCAUUACCAUCCUCAACCAACAAUCGGGGAUUUCGACUUUCAUAGGCCUCCUCCAGGGUUAUCCAAAACUGAUUGAUACGUUAAAUGCAGGGACAUUCAGCGUUCUGGUACCAAACGACGAAGCGAUAGCAACAUUCUCGGACGCAAAUCCGGAUCUCGUCAAGCAAGAAGAUGUUUUGCUCGCAUUGUUGCAAUAUCAUUGCGUCAAUGGCACUCAUCCUUCGGCUGGGUUCGGACUAGAACCUACAUUCGCGCCAACUCUGCUCAGCAAUUCAAGUUAUGCCAACGUGACAGGGGGACAAGUGGUGGAUAUAACGUCGCAAAAUGGGAAGCCAACCAUUCUGUCGGGCGUCAAGGCUGCGUCAGAGGUGGUCGAGGCUGAUAUAUUUUACAUUGGUGGACUCAUCCACAUCAUCGACUCGGUCCUGACUAUUCCCAUUUCUCUACCCGCCACGAUAACGAAGGCCGGGCUGACUGAUCUCAUUGCCCUCUUGAACAAGGGAGGAUACUUGACCCCCAACUCACCAGCUGUCACUAUUGUAAAUACCCUUUCUGACCUGACAGUAUGGGGUCCGAAUGAUCCACGAUUUGGCGCCUCGUUCACCGGCUGGGAUGGUCUAUCUGAUUCCGACAAACUUUCCAUUUUCGAAUAUAGCAUUACUCAGGGACAGGUCAUCUAUUCAUCGGAUUUCAAGAACAACUCUCGCUUCCAAACCUUGGACAAACUAUCCCUGACGAUGACGAACAUAAGUGGAGGUUAUUUUGUCGACACCUCCGAGAUCACAACGACCGACUACCUCGUUUCGAACGGCGUUUUACAGAUUCUCGACAGUCCAUUGAACCCCAACACCACCGGACAGCGACCGGCGUCUCUACCGUCCGUUUCGAGUGGUGGGUCAAAGGGCCUGAGUGCCGCUGCGGGCGCAGGUAUCGGCAUUGCCAUCGGAGCCGUCGUCCUCGGUGGUACCCUGGUGAUAGCGCUCUAUAUCCGCACCAAACGUCGUCGACAAGGUCAGAUGGGCGGUCGCAGCAGACUUGACGGCGAGUCCCGGGAACGCGUCGUAUACCACGCCCAGUCUGGUGAUCCGAGAGAACCUCCACCCACGUACGAGUUGGACACGAAGUCAAUAACAGGAGGGACCGAGAGAGGUUUCGGUCCCGGCGGAGGUGGAGGCGGUACCACGACACACAUCUUUGAAGUUCACCAUCCACCCAAGCCGCCCUCGCCUCUGGAGAUUGACGGAACGGAGAGAAGCCGGAUCAGUAUAACUAUACAAGGCAGUCCUCCGAGGCACUUGGGCUUUCAAGCGAGAUAUUGA